UUUUCAGCUACUGGGUGACUGAACCUUCGUAAGGUUUAAAAGAAAAAUAUGCCGAAACAUUUAGUAAUUUUAGGAGGCUUUUACUGUGAAAGGACAUGCGGAAAUGUGUUGUGAGACAUGCUAGCGUGAUGAUGCUCCCGCUGCGGUAACCCUCAGGUGUAUAGCGGUAACCGGUGAUGUUGGCGCUAUCACCAAAAGCUUCAAAAAUGUAAUACUGUCUCAUUGUGGAUUUUUCUUAAAGAUUUUUGCAUAACGUAAAGCGUUUCGUUUCCGGCGCUGCGGAGGCGAAAAUGAAGACGCUAACGUUAAAGAGCCGCACGCUGAGCCGCCGUUUCCUUUGAUGUCUGACGGUCCCGCCUCCCCAGAGCAAUACGCCUAUCAGUGAUGGUUAUGGAGCAUGAUGGACGUCCCCUCAGCCAAUCAGAGCCAGACACCCUGCCAGCCGUGGGUGGGUCAAAAGGGCUGGUCCACAGCUUCACCUCCAGGACACCUCUAUGACCCUCUGCCCAGCUUUCAGCAUCUCAACCCGGGAUCUCCUUCUACUCCCUGCUACAGCCACAUCCAGGUGUCCAGCCCCAACUUCCAGAGGGACCUCACUGCCAUUUCACUCAACAACAACGCUCCUCACAGUGUGCCGUAUGUUAAUAACGCUGACCAGAGUGUGCAGCGAGUCAUUCCCGAUGUUUCAUCCACGAUUCCGGCUGCAAGCCAAGGAAGAAAUAUGAACGAAGGCAUGCAGCCUUGCGACACCCAGCGUGUGUCACUUAAUUUCCCUCACAAUCCUUACCAAGCAGCAGCCCACCAUUUCCAGCAUCCCUACACACAGCAGGGUUCAGUGAAUGGACCACAGUCGCCACAUCAGAAUCAUUUGCCCAUCAGGCCUCCAUCAUUUGGAAACCAGAGUCCACAGUGUAUACCUCAGCCUGCAUUUGAGGGAGCAAAUGCCGGGUCAUCCGUUACAUUUACUCACAGCCACGCCUCACCCACCUCUCCCACUCAGCAGCAACCUCAGUGGACACUUCCACCACACUCUGGAGGAAGCAUAAACCAGUUUGCUCCCAGUGCUGCUGCACAGGUCAAAAGCUUCACACCUCCGUCUCCUAACUCUGAGUCCCGUUAUGGUCUGGACCCAGAGCUCCUGCCUAGCGCUGUGAAGGUGAUGGCGGAGGACUGGGCAGAGUGGGAGGGGAAGGUUUUUAUCGCUGAGCCUUUUUCCGGUCUUCCUCCGCUGGCGACUACUUCCUGUAUCGUGGAGGACAGAGGUAAUGCGAGUCCUUCUGCCAUCCGCUCCACUUCGUACUGCGUGCCCUGUGAAGGUCAGGCCGCUCUGCUUAGCCGCCUGCCGCUGGGAGCUCUGGUCACCCCUCUAGCAAAACAAAGUGCUGAAGAGCAGCUGCUCCCACUGUGCAAAGAAACAGAGUGUGUUGUGGGCUGUGGGCGGUGCGGCGCCUCCAUGUGUCCAGCGAUGGGCUGGCAGGACUGUGGUCAAAGGUUUUAUUGCCCCUUCUGUGGUAAACUCAGUGAAGUGCCGUGGCAGCACUACCAGCCCACCAAAGGUGCAGAGGGGGUGCGGGUUGAUAAGGAUAAGAGGCCUGAACUCAGCAUGGGGUCGUAUGAAAUCCUGAGCUCUCAGAAGGGGGAACCUGCUGCACUGCUUUUAGCCAUAGACGUGUCUGCCUCGGCGCUGAGAGGGGGACACUUGGAAUUUGUAACACAGCAGAUACUCGUGCUGCUUAACUCCAUGAGCAGGGAGGAUGGAGACGCUUUGUCGGAGGUCCGUGUUGGUUUGAUGACGUAUGACAGCAGGAUCCACCUGUAUGACCUCAGUCCCGAACUGUCCCGCCCACACAUGCUGGUCAUCACAGAAACAGAAGACCUGCAGCUUCCUGUGAGGGAGGGGCUUCUGGUGCCCCUCAACGACUGUGUCAGCAGCAUCGAGAGCGUGUUGCAGCUGAUUCCUCAGUUUAACACAGAGGGCGCUGACUCCGGUGGAGUUCCCAUGGAGCUGCCCGUCAAAGCAGGGCUCGCUGUACUGCAGGGUCUGAGUUGUCCUGGCAAGCUGCUGAUCUUCCAUACUACCUCUCUGAUAGAGACUGGACACACGAGUUCCUCCUCAGGCUUCUUUGGCACCAACAAACCAAAGUCCAUCUUUCAGCCAUCAGAAUCGGCCGUUUCAGUGGCCAAAGAGUGCGUCCGUCAGGGAUGUGGCGUUCAUCUGUUUGUCCUCUCCCACCAAGAUGUGGGCGGGGCUUGGCCCGGGGACAUUCCGUACCUAACAGGUGGAGCUCUGCACACUUACAGCCACCUUCAGGGGGAACUGGACAGAGAGCGUUUCAGCACUGAUCUGAAGAGGACUGUGGAGACGGACACAGGCUACAAGGCUGAGCUCAGGAUAUUUGUCAGCAAAGAUUUGCGAGUGUCCGGCUGUUACGGGCUGUUCGUCCCCGGUCCUAACCCUGGACGCGUCACCAUGGCUACUCUGGACAGGUGGACCACGCUGGCUGUGGAGCUCGCACACAGCAGAGCUCUGGAUGAGUCGAGAGGCGUAGCCAUACAGGUCGUCCUAUCUUACACCCUCCAAUCAGGAGACAGGAGGACCCGGGUUCACACUGUGACCCUGCGGUGCUCACGGCAGCUGCAGGACACUUUCCGUCACUACCAGGCCCAAACACUGCUCACCUUCUACUGCAAGAAGAUGUACUGUGCAGCGCUGGAGCGCCCCCUGCAGGAGCUGCGGGAGGAGCUGCAGACAGAGGUUACAGAGGCACUGGCGUGCUAUCGGAAACACUGCUGCUCUGCUUCAGUGUCUGCGGGGCAGCUGGUGCUUCCACAGUAUCUGCGAGCUCUUCCUGUUUACAUCAACAGCCUGAGGAAGAGUGAGGUGCUGCUGCCGGGCUUGAGGAGCUCCGUCCAUCAGCGCCUGCAGCAGCGCUGCCAGGUGCUGCGCAUGGACACCUGCAGCACCGCCACGCACUUCUACCCUGUGCUGCUGCCUCUGCCUCUGUCAGCUGGCAGCUCCAACCCUCCAGAACCAGAGGAGGCGCUGCGCUGCUCUGCUGCUAGUCUGGAGCCCAGAGGUCUUUAUUUGGUUCACGCACCCCUCACCCUGCUGCUGUGGGUGGGCACCCAAGUCCCAGCAUGCACGUUGGUUGAGCUCUUCAACACCAGCUGUUUUUCAUCCCUGCCCUCCGGAGAGACCAAACUGCCGGUUGUGGAAAACCGUCUGUCCGUCGGUAUUCGCUCCCUCAUCGACACACUGAGCUCCCGGGCUCCGUGCACCCGCAAGCUGUGGGUGGUUAAGCAGGGAGACAGCUGCGAGGAGGCCCUGCAGCGCCACCUUGUGGAAGACAAGAGUCCCAAUGGAGGCGCGUCCUACGCAGACUUCCUCUACCAUCUCCAUGUCAACUCUGUCCGCCUGCUGCAGUGAUGCACACACUUUCAUAUUUCAGCACCACCGAUGAUCGACCUCAGACACCAACAGCAGAGGGAGCGACGCUGUCUUAGACAUUAAUGCGAUCCAGUAAUAAAGAACGUCUAUAGUCACAUAAAUAAGGAGCACGUGGUGACAUUUGUGUGCUGUUCUUUCUGUUUGUGUCACUUUUUUUUGUUCCAAAUCAAUCUGUGCUUUGUUUUUAAUAUCUUUAUAAUUUAUUCCUCUAUCAUGGAAAACCCUCUAAUCUUUGCCUGAGAUUUGUGUGUGUGUGUGUGUGUGUGUGUGUGUG
Molecule: messenger RNA, 3722 nt
Organism: Archocentrus centrarchus (flier cichlid)
Lineage: Eukaryota; Metazoa; Chordata; Actinopteri; Cichliformes; Cichlidae
Product: protein transport protein Sec24C
Exons: 21
Coding region: 398-3427 (1009 amino acids)
Biological process (GO): intracellular protein transport; endoplasmic reticulum to Golgi vesicle-mediated transport; COPII-coated vesicle cargo loading
Cellular component (GO): COPII vesicle coat; endoplasmic reticulum exit site
Molecular function (GO): zinc ion binding; SNARE binding
Source: RefSeq, a predicted model, not a curated record